Agrilus planipennis (emerald ash borer) is the source of this 2801-nucleotide messenger RNA. RefSeq lists its product as uncharacterized. Lineage: Eukaryota; Metazoa; Arthropoda; Insecta; Coleoptera; Buprestidae. Bases 280 to 2469 code for a protein of 729 amino acids. The record is from RefSeq and is a predicted model, not a curated record. Gene Ontology annotation, molecular function: calcium ion binding. The transcript is spliced from 12 exons.
GAUAGAAUAUGCUCGCUCCCUUCGGUGGAAGGUAGGAUUAUGGAUGAAGAAUCGGUCAUGAACUGGCAUGACCAGCAAAAUUUUUAUUUCCAUGUAACCUUGAAAAGUAUUAAUGUCAUAAAUGGCGGGAAUUAUUAAAGGCGGGAACCGCUUAAUUUUAAAAACUUUUUAUUGUAGUAUUUCAAGUGGGUUAAUUAAAAAUUGAAUAACGAAUCAUAAUUAAACGUAGGUUUAUGACUUUACAUGAAAAUUUCGGUAGGAGGGAAGUAAAAAGCGAAAAUGCCUCAUUGUAAAGAAAUUAAAUUGGGCAAUGUUUGGAGAUCAUGUAAUAAAAUUCGAUCGGCUAUUUUUCGCGUUGGUUUGAAUUUGUGGGAAUAUUAUUUGCCAUUGGACCAUGGAAAAACAAAUCUUAUUACAGAAUCGCAGUUUACUUCAGUACUAUCGGGUCCUUUAAAAAUAGUUUUGGCGUUAUCAGAUCAAGAAAUUAGUGAACUUGCUGAUUAUUUUAAAGUACCUGAUGGUCGAAUAUUGUACAGGCAGUUAUGUGAAGUAAUUCAUGGAAGUGUUCCAGAUUUUUCUAAAAAUGAACCACUGGUAAGCGGCUUGGAAUGGGAAGACCCCUUGCAAGUUAACCGCCUAAGUGGCACAGAAGAAAGAAGAUUAAGCGUUCUUAUUACUAAAAUAGCGUCCAUAGUUAAUCUUAGGAAGUUAUUGUUAAUGCCCUUUUUCCAAGAUUACGAAUUAGUAACGAAAAAUAAUGGCACCGUUACAAUAGCUCAUUUUGCGCGUAUUUUGGAUUACUUGAAAAUUUUGGUAUCCGCAGAUGAUUUUAAUCUUUUAAUUAAAAGAUACCAAAAGGAUGGAUAUACCAUAAAUUACAUGGCAUUUGUGAACGAUAUAGAUAAUACCAUUAAGUAUAUGGAAGCGUAUGGAAUUUUGGACCUUGGAGGAGAUGUUGUAAGUCAAUUUCCUGGAAGAGUAAUAUCAGCUGAAUUGCCAAAAUUACCUCGACCAGAAAUUGGAAAAAUUUUGGCUGCCUCGAUUUUCGGAAAACAAAGCAUUUUCCACCCUGCUCUGGAACCGCCGAAAGAACAAAGAGAUCUAAUGACUCUGAUGACAAGAAUACAAAGGCAUAUACUUGAAAACAGAAUAAGACUUUCGGAAUUUUUCGAAGAUUUUGACCCCCUGCGAUGCGGCAAAGUAACGGUGUCACAAUUUCAUCGUUGUUUGGACGCGAUAGGUAUAAGUGGCCUUCACCGAUUGUACCUGUCGUUACCCGAAAUUGAAACGAUCGUAACUCAGUACAAGGACCCCAUUGACGCUGGAAGAGUUUGUUGGAAAACUUUUGAAGAUGACGUAAAUCAAGUGUUCACUACUCAGGAAUUGGAGAAAUGUCCAUCUCCAGAAAUUGAAAAACCCCCCCAGGAGGUGGCUAAUCUUCCUAAAAUGGGUGCAAAAGUUUGGGAUAACGUGCAACCCCCAAUGAGAGAUUUAUGUGAGGAGGCGGUCGAAAAAGUCAAGAACAAAACUAUGAAAAGAGGCAUAUUACUCAAACCUUGGUUCAGAGACUAUGACAAGAACAAUAACGGUCAUGUAUCGAGGUCCCAAAUGCGUCAAUCCAUCCUAGCGAGUGGAAUAUUAUUGUCAGACGAAGAACUUUAUGCACUCGAAGAACGAUUUAACGACGAUGUUGGUUUCAAUUAUUUCUGGUUCCUUCGAGAAGUUGAACCAAAAAUGGAAGAAGAACCUUUGUACGCUGGAUAUGUGGAAGAAAUGAAAAAGGUGAACGCGCCGAAACGUCCGCGACCGGGCACAAACGACGAAAAGGACAUAAUUCAAGUGUUAGCGAAAAUUAAAGGAAAAGUCGUCAGAGAAAGAGUUAAUAUUAUGCAAUUUAUGAGGGAUUACGAUAGAUGUAACGAGGAGGUCAUUCACAGAGCAGACUUCGAGAGGGCUUUGUCCGCUGCUGGUUUUGCCCUAACACCCUGUGAAAUGGAAACCAUAACAGAAAUAUUUUCUUCACCGAAACGUUGCUGCUGCGUUGAUUACAAGAGAUUCUGUGAAACUGUCGAAGAAGCAUUUACCCAAGCAUGUCUUCAUAGGGCUCCUCUAAUAAUACCAUUACAACACGUUCCAGCAAAAGACUGUACACGAAACUUCCUCAAUUUCGAUGAGAGACAAACUGUUAAUAACGCUUUGCAAAAAUUAUGCAAGAAACCUGAUCUCAAGACGAAUCUUAUGUCGAUCUUUACUGAUUACGAUAAAACGAAAUGUGGUACUGUGUCCCAGCAUAUGUUCAUGAAGGCCCUGUCACUCAGGAAUAUGGCCGAUAUGAUUUCGAGGAAGGAAUUCGAUGCGGUCUGUAAAGCAUUUGGGUUCGAGAGAGGUAUGAGGGAUGAAGUGGACUACAGAGCGUUUAUGAAGCUCCUGGACAUUUUACACGCCAAUGAUAAACAUCUACCGUUCUAAAUUAUCAUUAAUAAAUAUUUUAAGGAAAUUUAAGCAGGUAUACUUCUCUGCUUCCGUGUUCCAUCUGUUCAUUAUUUGUCUUUUGAAAAAUAUUAUUUUUUUAAAAUAAAUAAAAGUAACAAAAUACAAAGUGUUACUUCUUUAUUUUCGAUUUGUCAUUUUCAAAAAAGUAUUUAAAGUAUUUUGCCCAACAAUAAAUAAUUCCAAAGGAGCAAUACACUGACGUAGUCAUCAGGGGUAAAAAAGGAAGCGUUUUCGACAAUCCUAAAAAACUAUGGAUAAAAUUUUCGUAAAGAAACAAAGGUACUAAGGAAAACAAGUAGAAACUUUCG